Messenger RNA from Erpetoichthys calabaricus (reedfish), 1836 nucleotides. It is a transcript of the gene sapcd2, whose product is annotated as suppressor APC domain containing 2. The record is from RefSeq and is a predicted model, not a curated record. The transcript has 6 exons. NCBI's taxonomy places the organism in Eukaryota, Metazoa, Chordata, Cladistia, Polypteriformes, Polypteridae. The coding region runs from base 107 to 1225 and encodes 372 amino acids.
GCUCGGGGCCGCUCUGUCCAAUCCGGGUCGAGGGCGUCACGCAGAGGCGGUCCCUCCUUCGCCCCGCAGCAGCUCAGUCGGCGGUCGGUACACUUCGAGGCGGCUGAUGGCUCUGCUCGUUCCGGACCGACGCUGCGCCCUCUCCAUGCAGCCCAGAGAGGCCGAGUUUUCCACGGACGGGCUACCCAAAGCCUUCCUGCAGAGCAUGCGGACCCUCUUCGAUAUUCUGGAUGACCGGCGGAGGGGCUACGUGCACAUCUCCGAGAUCGAGAGCCGAUGGCAGGGCACCGACACCCGCGAGCUGCCCCGGGGGGUUCUCGAGUGCCUACGGAGGGUCGCCCCGGCACACGGCUGCCUGUCGUUCGAGAGGUUCGUCGCCGGCCUGCGCUCUUCGCUCCUGCACCCCGAGAAUGGGCGCAGCGGAGCGGCGUGCACGGCCAACAGAAGUCGAGUCCCGGGGCUCGCCCGGACAAAGCACCCGAGCGAGACGGAGGAGCCCGCCGAUUCUAGGAAGACGGGGCUGCGCUGCAGCAGCGGAUACGAAAAGACGGGCCGCGCCACGGGGGGUCGCGUUCGGUCCAUCGAGUCGCUGGCUUUGGAGUCCGGUCCCCCUGGAGCUGCCCCAAUGCCGCGGUCCCAAAGCGAGGUGUCCACAGGACUUGGGGAUUCCCGGAGACACGGCAGAGGGCGGGACGAGCAGCGGCGACACACCAUCAGCAAUGGCGUGGACUACAGCCUGCUGAAGCGGAUGAAGGAGCUCGAGCAGGAGAAGGACUCGCUGCUGCAGGGCGUCGAGGUGGUGGAGCGUGCCCGCGACUGGUACCACCAGCAGAUCCAAGCGGUGCAAGAGCGGCAGAAGCUCGUGGGCCAGGAUUCCGGUGGCACAGAUUUGUUCUCGGAGGCCUGCCAGGGCCGUCUAAACCAGCUGCUGCCCAAGCUCCAGGAAGUCAACCGAUGCAUCAAUGAGCUGCUCUCGUCUUCGGGCAAGCCAUUCACGACAUCUGCAGUGCCAAACCCGCCACAGUCCACCGUCGGCCUGGCAAACUCCCAGCAGGCCGUUCACAUGCUUAAGGAACAGAACCGUCUUCUCACCAAGGAAGUGACCGAUAAAAGUGAGCGCAUCACUCAGCUGGAGCAGGAGAAGUCGGCCCUCAUCAAGCAGCUGUUUGAGGCCCGCGCCAGGAGUAACCCUGAGACCAGCGCCAUGGACUCCACGUUCAUCUGAGCCGCUGCCCCCACGGGCCGGACUCGCACUCCUUCACGUCUACCUGGGGGGCUAGCGGCCGGUUGGACAUUUAAUGCCAAUUCAGCCUGAAAAUGAGAGGUCAGUGCAUUAGGAGGAAUUCAGUCCAUCGGAUGAGCGCUGGAAUCCGACUUGAACCCUCAGCCAGGCGGCCCCCUGACGUUUUGCUCUUCCUGCUGCUCCACGUUCUGAACUGGCCUCUUGUGCCCUCUGGUGGUCAAUGACGGUACAGCUUUAAACUUUCUCCCCCACUGCCGGCAGAUGCAGUGACUUUGGGCGGGUGAGGCGCGCUGGUAGGCCCGCCAUACUUGAAUUGUCACUUUUUAGAAGGCCGAGGCCCACCCUGGCACAGGGAACGGGGGCGUCGUGAUGGCACUGGAUUGCUGGGUGCUGCCUGUGGGCAUUGCGCCCUAUCUGUGCCAGUGUCAGGGCGGGUGCUUGGUCUCCUCAUUUCACUCCUGUUUCAGCUUCUCCUGCCACGGACGACUGGCGUGGGGGUGGUUAGGGGGUCUUGGGUGUGUUUCUCUAGAUUUUUAACCGUAUUUCUUUUGUAUAUAAUAAUAAAAAUGUACAGACUUGGCUUGCUGUCCCUG